Molecule: messenger RNA, 5065 nt
Organism: Trematomus bernacchii (emerald rockcod)
Lineage: Eukaryota; Metazoa; Chordata; Actinopteri; Perciformes; Nototheniidae
Gene: susd2
Product: sushi domain containing 2
Exons: 13
Coding region: 279-3710 (1143 amino acids)
Molecular function (GO): nucleic acid binding; zinc ion binding
Source: RefSeq, a predicted model, not a curated record
UUAACAACAUUUACAAUACUAGCAAACAUGUCUUAGAAAACAACUGCAUAUACAAGACAGUGUGCGUUUUGUAAAGCAUACACUGUAAAUAGUGUUUGUGUAAGACCUUUAUUUUACUGACCAACGUCUGUUAAUUUAUAGCUUCGUAACUGUCAUUGGAAAGUCUGUUUGCUAUUUAAAUGACCUUUGAUACUCAGAUACAACUCAAUGGUAGUUUUCCACAAAGCGAGGUGUAGGGCAGAUGUGUGUGUUCGCGCAGUGGUAUUUUGUUCUUUACCAUGCACACGAGAGGGCAUUUAAAAGAGACAAUUUUUCUCUGUGGAAUCUUUCUCCUUUUCUCGUCUAAAACAGCUGGUCAAACAUGCAGGGGACAGUGUGGAGACGUGUUGGAGAAAUGCUCCUGCCAUGCAACCUGUGUGUCUUUGCUGAAGUGUUGUGCAGACUACAACCAGUCGUGUUUCCAGGUGACGCCUCACUCCAGCUCCAUGCUAGGCGGUAGAGCUCUCAGGAUCCUCGGCGUGGCCCUUCAUCCUGGUGGGCGACUUCUCUGCAGGUUCAAGGGUGAAAUUGAACGAGAAGGAUUUAUUGAUGAUGAAGGCCACGGCUACUGUAUCUCUCCUUUAUUGUACGAGACAGGUUGGAUACCAUUUACUGUCUCAAUCGACGGGAUACAUUUUGACAGAUCUGGAGAGUUCUUGUCAGUCCACCCCAGUAAGGCUGACCCUGCCUUUGAAGUCAUCCUGGUGAAUGCAACACAGUGGCAGUACUACGGCACACCAAACGUGUCUGGAUGUCUAAAGAUGACAUGGAACAGCUCUUUGAUUGGUGCAGAGACGGUCAACCUAGAGCUGUGGGGUUACAGAGAGUUCAGCAGGAGCACUGAGUCGGGGGUGAACGGAUCAUCCUCUCUGCAGGCCGAGCUGAGCUACCUGUACUCCCUCGGAAGGAAUCUGCCCAACACUGGUGCCUUCAGCUUCGUCCCCGAGCCCUCAGAGGACUACUCCGACUGGAAGUUGGGAAACAUUCGCAUCACUGCUAGUUCUAAGUCAGAUGGAGCAAGGGAUGUAGAGGGGCUCUGGAGCGGUGGGCAUGUGUUAGCCUGGCACCUGGAGCAGGCUUUCAGAGAUGAGUCUGCAGCCUGGGCCAGGAGCCGGUGUCUGCAGUGGGACGUCCUGGAGAACAAGCUGCCCAACUUCCUGGAGGAACUCAUUACCUGUCCCUGCACUCUGGCACAGGCCCGUGCUGACACAGGCAGGUUUCAUACUGAUUAUAGUUGUGACAUUGAGCGGGGCAGUGUGUGCACUUAUCACCCAGGUUCCGUCCACUGUGUCAGAGCCAUUCAGGCCAGUCCUACGCAUGGAUCGGGGCAGCAGUGCUGCUAUGACAGCACAGGGGCUCUGGUGCUGACGGGAGACUCGAUCGGGGGCAGCACCCCGGACAGGGCUCACGACUGGGGCUCGCCUCCCUACAGGGAGCCCCCACGGGUGCCGGGGUACUCACACUGGCUUUACGAUGUCAUGAGUUUCUACUACUGCUGCCUGUGGUCUGACCACUGCAACAUCUACUUCAACCAUCGCCCUUCUAGCGGCUGUCGCAGCUACCAGCCCCCAAAAGCUGGUGUUGUCCUCGGGGAUCCGCAUUUCGUAACGUUUGACGGGCUCGGCUACACUUUCAACGGCAAAGGAGAAUACUACCUUGUGUCUUCUCCAGACAGAGAGCUGAGUGUUCAGGCCAGAACAGAGGCGCUGAAAUUUAAGAAUGGUACAUCGGCCAAAGCCACAGUGCUGUCAUCCGUGGCUAUGAAAGGAAAUACCUCUGAUGUCAUUGAGGUGCGUCUAGCAGAUGGCCACCUUCAGGUGCUGAGGAACCAAAAGGUCCUACCUUUCACCGAGCAGAGAUGGAUGGACCUACACGGAAUAUUUGUGUUCACCCCCAGUCUUCAGAAUGUGACAGUAAUCUUCCUCUCUGGAGUUGGCGUGGAGGUUCGGGUGCGUGAAGGAGCCAUGGCAGUGACCGUCCUGCUUCCAUCAGAGUUUACUAACCACACUCAGGGUCUCCUCGGUCUCAUGAACUCUGACCCCUCAGAUGACCUGUUGACCGGACUAGGAGAGAUCCUUUCCCCAGCCGACGCCACACCGGAGGAAAUCUUCACCUUUGGAGCUGGCUGGAACAUUUCAAAGACGUCCUCCCUCUUCACAUAUGACUCAAAGUACCUUAUGGAUACAUACUAUUUCCCACCAAGCCAUGAUACUGCCUUUGUUCCCGCCUUUUCUCUACCCGAGACACCCGAUGACCCUCUGAUGGCAGACAUGUUGGCGAUGUGCUUGGGAGAAGGAGCGCAGUUCUGUAAAUAUGAUACCCUGACCACACAGAGCCUGAGAAUGGGAAACGCCACCCUCGGGGCCUACGAAAGCCAUCUGGCCCUUACGGAAGCCCUGGAGCAAGUGGUGUCUUGUGGCUGGCUUCCCACACCUAGGAAUGGGAAGAAGAAUGGGACACAUUACCUGGAGGGCAGCUGUCUGAGCUUCACCUGCGAUGAAGGCUUCUCACUGUACGGCUCAACGGAGCGCACCUGUCUAGAUGAUGGGAGCUGGACAGGAGAGCAGCCCUACUGUAUCACAGGCACGAGGAACCCUCUCCUCGACCCAGGACACCCUUUCCCUCCUCCAUACGUACCCCCUCCAAACGCUCCUGCACACCAACAACAAGGACUGGCUGACGCAGCAAGAAAGGAAUCGCUCCGCCAACAAAAAGGUCAGCACGGAGAAGAAGAAGAAGAAGAAGAGGAAGGACCCGACUCCACGGUACAACAAGCAUUUCCCAUGAUUCAAACAAUGGGACCACAGGGUCCAGCUGUUGUUUACCGCCCCUGGACAAUGAAGGAAAUGUUGGAACAUCUCCCUGAAAUUCAACAAGACGGCGAUAAAUUCGCCAAAGCCCUACUCCUCUUCUGCCAACAGUUCUCUCCCACCAUGCCUGAGAUAAAGAAAUUACUGACAUUAAAAAUCGGGCCAACACACGCCAGCCAUUUCACGGCACUGCUGGCUGGCCAACUCUGUCUGAAGAAACCAGAAUGGGACCAUAAUGACAAUGCCCCAUACCGCGACGCAAUCACCGCACUCGGCGAAGCCAUCAGAAACAAGUUUCCAGCAAAGGUUGACAUGUCAAAAAUCUCCGCCUGCAAACAAACUGCAGAAGAGACCGUGAAUGACUAUUAUCAUCGUCUGCAUCAGGUGUUCAACGAAAACAGCGGCAUCGCCAGGCCUGAAGGCUACCCAACCCCUGAGACAGGCGUGUGGGAGACCCACCUCAGCAACGUUUUCCUCAACGGUCUCACAGCCCCCAUCUCCACAUCUGUAAAACAAACCUGCAUUGGAGUGAUGGAUGGCGCCAGACUUGAAGAAAUGCGCAGGCAUGCCGUUCACUCCCAACACCGCCUGAACGAAGAAAAGGUCAACGACGACAAGAAAAGACGUGAAAGAAAAGAAAAAGCCCAACUGACCCAAGCUGUUACAGGUUGGUCACAAGGAAGAGGCAGAGGAGGUUUCAGAGGAAGAGGCAGAGGACGCGGUGGCGAGGGACAAAACACCCAUGGAGGACGGGGCAGAGGCCGCCAAACCAACCAAGAAGCAAGGGAAGAUGGAAGCUGUUUCAUCUGCCGAUCCAAAGACCACUGGGUCAAUGACUGUCCAAAAGCCGCAUGGAACUAGAACCGGGGAAAUCAACAGCAAGGGGGAACUUCAGACUGACGUGCGGAAGAGGAGGAAAGGAGGGUCCGGUCAAGUGAGACGGGACCUCUACCUGCAGCAUCAAAACAGGGAAAUGACACACACACACACACACAUCAUGCAAGCUAUCGAUAGAUUAGAACACAUGCCUGUGGUUAAAGAUGGUACAUAUUUGAAAUAUGACACUGAAGCAGCAUUUAAGAAAUUUCCCACACUUACUCUAGCCAUCAUGGGUGUUGAUGUUACGUUUUUGGUUGACUCAGGGGCCACACAUUCUGUGGUAAAAAUGGCAGAUUUGCCUGAUUGCAAAUUAAGUGGUAGAUUUAUUCACUCAAUAGGAGUGGCAGGUGUAACUAUAAAGGAGAAGUUUUCAGUACCAGUCCAGUGUAGAGAUAACGGUGAUGACAGCUAUCCAUUUCCCACAUCAGUCAAACACAGUUUCCUUCUGUCAUCUGUCUGCCCUAUACAUUUACUGGGCAGAGAUCUGAUCCUCCGGUUUGGCCUUGACCUAAUUUCUACAAAUGAGGGUCUAAAAGUCAGACGACCAUCCCCUACAAUGGUCCAAAAACUCUCAUUUGACGAGGAAUUGUGGUUUGUGUAUCAAUGGCUUGCUACAUUUCCUGAUUCUCAGAAACUGUUGCGUUUGGCCCGUCAGUGUGUCCCACCACUGGCUGUGUUUAUGGAAGCUCCUAAUUUACAUUGCACUGCUAGCAUUUCUGAUGAUACAUGCAAAUACUAUGAUGAACAGUUUCUGUUGGAAUGUGUGAAUGACGAAAUCAUGCUUAAAACAAUGUAUUGGAGCUCGCUGCGCAGUGCUAUUUCUGUCACACUCACACCCACACAACACAAGCUGUAUCAAAUCCCAGGGGCGGUCCCGCACAUUUCACUAGCAAGGGGCCCCACUGAUAAAUGGAGGGAUUUGGGUCCAUUCGUUAAAGAUUGGGAAUAUAUCACUGAUUGGACAGCCACACACACACCUAAGAUCAUGUACUCCAUGUCACACGAUGUUUUUAAGUACGAUGUUGACUGUAACAUACACGCCCUACGUACUCUUGUUUUGAUCGGCGAGGACUGUGUGAAUUCUGGGCCGGGCCACGGGAGCCUGUGUUUUCAGGUUACUCUCAUAUUUCUGAGCUUCCUGCCGCGCUAAAAGAUGUGCCUCCGACACUCUGGGCAGCUCACAAAUAUGAUGUUGGUUUAAUCCGUUCUGCCGAACCUAUUGUUAUCACCCCUAAGUCUACCUACCGCCCAAAUCAUCCCCAAUACCCAUUAAAGCGUGAAGCUGUUGAUGGCAUUCGGCCAGUUUUUACCUCCCUGCUUAAACAAGGGGUAAUUAU